Myotis davidii is the source of this 594-nucleotide messenger RNA. RefSeq names its product membrane-spanning 4-domains subfamily A member 7-like. Bases 1 to 396 code for a protein of 131 amino acids. The record is from RefSeq and is a predicted model, not a curated record. The transcript has 5 exons. Lineage: Eukaryota; Metazoa; Chordata; Mammalia; Chiroptera; Vespertilionidae. Gene Ontology annotation, cellular component: membrane.
AUGUUCCAACUGAGUAUCCAUAUCCUGUGUUGCCUGAUGAUUUCAAGUUUUGGAGCUAUUUUGUUUUUUUCUCCCUACUCUUCUCACCUCAAGCCAGCAGUUUCCACCAUGUUGAUGUCCGGGUACCCAUUUGUAGGAGCUCUGUGCUUUGCCAUUACUGGAAUCCUUUCCAUUAUCUCUGGGAAAAAAUCAACUAAGCUCCUUGGUGUGCUGGUGGUGAUGCUUAUCUUCUCUGUGCUGGAGCACUUACUAGCUGCAUAUGCUUCUGUCUUUUGGUGGAAACAGGUCUACUCCAGCAACCCUGGGAGUUCAUUUUCCUUGCCUCAGUCACAAGAUCAUAUCAAACAUGUCAAAGACUUCUUCAAGGGUAUGGCUAUGAGUAACUGUUGGAUGUAGAGGAAAAAGGAAGGAGAAAUCCAGUGUUCAUGACAAAGUGUGAUUAGGCUUUCCUGAAAUUUCAGCUACUCUAGACUGUGGAAGAAACUUUUUAAAAAAUAGCCUUUGUUUUUAUUUUGUCCAUAUGAGUAAUUUUAUUGCUCUUAUAAUUUCCCAAGAGCCCAGGUCAGUAAAAUUUUAUUAACCUGUCUUCCAAAU